AGCCGAGGCGGCCGCCUCCCCGCAGACGCGAAGAGCCCCGAGCCCCGAGCCCUCCCUUGAAUCCACGCCGCGGGAACACACCAAGGCUAAGGUGAUGUAGAGGAGAUCGGUAGCCGCCAGCGAAUUGGACGACGUCCCGACUCUUUGCGGCACGGUUGCGACACACUGCGGCACCGAGACGGGUGGCAAGCGGAUCAGGAUGGUGUCUGUACAGGACGCGGAGACCAGCACGCUGCGCAGGCUCUCGGACGACGACGAUGACGAGCCCAGCAGUGGGUCCGAGACCUAUGAGGAAGGGGACCUCCUCGCGGCUGCGAUGGAUGACGAUGUGACAGCUCAACUCGCUGCAGCAGGACCGGUAGGGGUUGCUGCAGCUGCUGCCAUUGUAUCAGCCAAGAAACGAAAACGACCUCACAGUUUCGAAACCAAUCCCAGUAUCAGAAAGAGACAACAAAACAGGCUUUUAAGAAAGCUUAGACAAACUAUUGAUGAAUUUGCUACGCGAGUAGGACAGCAGGCAGUGGUAUUAGUGGCUACGCCAGGCAAACCAAAUAGUAGUUACAAAGUCUUUGGAGCGAAACCAUUAGAAGAUGUAGUUAAAAAUCUAAGAAACGUUAUCAUGGAAGAGUUGGAAAAUGCACUUGCGCAACAAGCACCGCCGCCCGUGCAAGACGAUCCGUCAUUAUUUGAAUUACCACCGCUUAUAAUCGACGGUAUACCGACCCCAGUGGAGAAGAUGACACAGGCGCAACUCAGGGCGUUUAUACCGUUGAUGUUAAAGUAUUCUACAGGUAGAGGCAAACCUGGUUGGGGUAGAGAUAGCACGCGGCCUCCUUGGUGGCCAAAGGAAUUGCCUUGGGCUAACGUCCGGAUGGAUGCUCGGUCGGAGGACGAAAAACAAAAAUGCGAUCCAUUACAGAUCUCCUGGACGCAUGCGUUACGGCAAAUUGUAAUAAAUUGCUAUAAGUAUCACGGAAGAGAAGAUCUUCUACCAGCGUUUAAUGAAGACGACGACAAGUCCAAUGUUCUGAUACAACAAGCGACGCCUCAUUCCUCGUCGCAUCCAUCAUCGAGUCAGGGGCAAAAUGCAGGAGGACAAUCGCAGCAGCAGCAGACGGUGGGAGUCGUUCGUCUCAACAGCACGGAUUCAUCUAAGGGAAACUCUUCGCCAGCACAAAUCAUUGCCGCGUCUCCCACAGCUCUUGCCACUGCCACUCAGAUGACAGCCCAGUAUCCAACAACUGUAUUGCAGACAAUAACCAAUCCAGAUGGGACAGUUUCUAUAAUACAGGUGGAUCCUAGUACACCGAUUAUAACAUUACCAGAUGGUACAACAGCGCAAGUUCAAGGAGUCGCUACUAUCCACACCAGUCAAGGAGAUGUGCAAGCAUUAGCGGAAGUAGCUGGUAGCACAGAAGGUAGCGUGGCCGUCGAUUUGAACACCGUCACCGAAGCGACGUUAGGUCAAGACGGCCAGAUCAUCCUUACCGGAGAAGACGGACACGGAUAUCCUGUCUCAGUCUCAGGAGUGAUCACAGUGCCAGUGUCUGCCAGUAUGUAUCAAACUAUGGUGGCCAAUAUACAGAGCGACGGUACGAUGCAAGUGGUGACGCCGAUGGUUCAGGUGCCCAAGGUGGAGUCAGGAAACGGGGACACCACUAUCGAGGCUGUCACUAUACAGGGCCACCCUAUGACUAUGAUAAAUGCCGCUGGGGAACAUCAGGUUCUUCAAGUAAUAUCGUUAAAAGACGCCAACGUUCUGACAAAGGCCAUGCAGGCCGAUGUCAAGGACGAGGACAGUCAACAACAACAAACUGUAUCUAGCCCAGAAUAAACACGUUAAGUGUAAUCUAGUUAAUCCAAAAAAAAAGGGAAAUCACUUCCGUACCACCUGUACACGCUGUCAGUGUAUCGCGGUGAUACGCGGAAGAGAUAAGCGUGUAAAAGAAUUAGUAACGAUUGGUGUUGUGUUUUCUUUUUCUCUUUGAGUCACUGUACUGUGUAGUAUGUCUCGCUGAAUGCGUCGUUAAACGACAAUUAUCUGAGAAGUGAGAAUGAAUGAGUGUGAAAUUGAUUGAAUUAGAAUUAGUCGUAUUUGUACUCAAGAUUCAUCAUAGACGCUUGAGGGUAUUCACUUACAAUCCAAUUUCUCGGAUGUAGUAUUAAUUUUCAAAGAGGUCUAUUGUCGUGUCAGACGAACGCGUCUGUUUUCGAAGAUAAUUUACGAUAAUUAUCAAUCGCGCAUUGUUUACUGGAAUCGAAGAUCAUUGAUCUUUGUAUUACGAGGUAAGGCUUAUAUUUUCUAGUCUUAGAGCCAGAUCGAUGCGUGGGAAUAUACACACCAAAGAUCCUUAUUUUUUUAUUAAUUUAUUAAUAUUUUCUGUAAAAAAAUUUAUAUGGACAUGUUUGUAUUUAAUUUCGUUAAUUAUUCAAAGUAUGAAGCUCGAUUAGUUCCGUAAUAGUAGCAAAAAUAACUCGUUCAGUUUCGUUAACAGCACAAUUUUUUUCCAAAAUUCAAUAAAGACACAAAGCUUCCCCGCAGGUGUCUAAAAAUGAAAAAUGAGAAAAGCUACAAUUUUUAAAUAAUAUUCCUCAAAAAAUUGGUUGUAUAAAGGAAUUUAUUUUUGUGAUUAAAAAGAACACAAGGCUCAGACAUAGAGUCGAAUAAAUCAUUCGAUCAAUCUGUUUGGACGUUUGAGCUCGAUCUCGAUCGAAUUGUACUAGUAAAAAGAUUAUCAAGAUAACAUUUUUAUCACAAAGUUAUGUAACUAUAUACAUAAAACAAUACAGACAAUGGGCGUUUCUCAUUUAUCUUGACCAUUUGGAACUUCUUCUAAAUAGUCAAGAUAUGCAAAACAGUAUAUAUAAUAUAUAAAUAUAUAUAUAAAGUAUCGCGAUAGUAGAAAUAAUGACAAAAAAAAAGAGUUAAGCAUUUCUGACGGGUACAAAUAGGAUAUAAGAUGUAUGUUUUUUCAAUAAUACAGAAUAUAUGAAUUUGCAAUUUCAAUACGCACCAACGAGAGGCGUGUGUCCAUAGUUUUAUUUUACGCGAAUUAUAUUGCACCACUUGUGUAUUUGCUUCGAUUAGCGUAAUCAGUAACGGACCGUCAUUUGAUUUUCACCAACGAGGUAAAGGAGAAAAGCUUAGAGUAUCGUAUUUGUACGAAAGAUUAUUUUAAUGUUCUUGAUCUCGAUUAUUGCGGAAUCGCAAUUGUGUGUACUAAUUUUCUAAAGAGGAUGCGAUAAAUUGUAAAAAUCAGGAUUCACAUAUAUCUAUUAUCCUUCAUUCCACUUGAAGGUAAUCAAAACUAAUCGAUUCUAUUUUAAAUUAAAUAGUCAAAUUGUGUCAUGGUAUAUUUAAAAUCAUCGCCCCCCCCCCCCAUUUUUAUAUAAUGUAUCUAAAGCGACGAAAAGCGUAUUUUUUGCGUGCAAUCUUGUUUCAAUGUUACGGUAUGUACGUAAUGUUUACGGUAGCAAAAAGCUAGGAUUAUUUUCAUCUCGAGUAAAUUUUACUUUUUCAACUUUGCACUUCUCUCGACUUUUCUUUGGGCAUAAUUCCACGUUAAAUAUCACAUUAGACAAGUGCGUCAUAAUGCUAUUCUUUAGUUGUAGCUUGGCAUUUACGUCCAAUUGUAAAUUGGACAAUGCGACACUUGUCUCCGAAGAUCGUAACAUUGAAACAACAAACUGCCCUCGAAACCAUGUGUAAUAAUACCAAAGAGAUUUUUAUAACAUUAUAGGGGAAAGUAGUUGAAGUUAGUGGUAAAUAUAUUAUUAAAAACUUAUCAUAAUAACUAGAUACUAAUUGUUGCGUUUCUUUUUUUUUUUUCAUAUCAGGGCCACUACUUUAAUGAUGUAAUAUAUCAGUACUCACGUGUAAGAUAAACAUGUUAUAUUUUCCUUCUGUUGUUUGUAACAAAGCACAUACCGAGCAUAAAUUAAGUUUGAUGUCAUUUGAAAAGCAAGAAAAAAAAUGUGUAUUACGACUUUAGAUAAUUAUAGACAUAUGUGUAUAUGACUUUGCUGAUGUGUAUCCCAGUCUCCAUGUCAUAUAGUCUGUAAAUACGU
Molecule: messenger RNA, 4068 nt
Organism: Vollenhovia emeryi
Lineage: Eukaryota; Metazoa; Arthropoda; Insecta; Hymenoptera; Formicidae
Gene: ewg
Product: DNA-binding protein P3A2
Exons: 8
Coding region: 200-1834 (544 amino acids)
Biological process (GO): regulation of transcription by RNA polymerase II
Cellular component (GO): nucleus
Molecular function (GO): DNA-binding transcription factor activity, RNA polymerase II-specific; RNA polymerase II cis-regulatory region sequence-specific DNA binding
Source: RefSeq, a predicted model, not a curated record